Molecule: messenger RNA, 645 nt
Organism: Phytophthora sojae
Lineage: Eukaryota; Oomycota; Peronosporomycetes; Peronosporales; Peronosporaceae
Exons: 4
Coding region: 1-645 (214 amino acids)
Biological process (GO): regulation of DNA-templated transcription
Cellular component (GO): nucleus; chromatin
Molecular function (GO): histone H3K36 methyltransferase activity; protein binding
Source: RefSeq, a predicted model, not a curated record
AUGCGCCUUAAACAGGAGACGUUGGACACGUUUUUGAACCCAGUUGAGCCUGAAGGAGUCAGCCGCGGAUACCGCUUUAAAAAACAUUGUGCGGGGUUCGAAUUCAUUGAGCGGAACAUCGGGGCUCUGCAGACGAGCAAAUGGAAGAAGAGAAAAUGCCAAUGUACGACCGAGUGUAGCAGUCGCUGCUCUAACCGCCUUCGCCGUAUCGAAUGUGAUGAAAGUACAUGCGCGUUCGCCCAGUGUCAAAAUCGACCGUGGUCGUCGUACGCAGUGAGAAGCCCGCAUUUGGAAGUACGUCGUACUCUUCGUAUGGGCCGCGGGGUUUUUGCCUUGGUCAAGAUUUUAAAGGGCGACCUCAUCCGGGAAUUCGUCGGCGAAAAGUAUUCGCCGUGUUUGUACACUAUGAAGUACCGUGUGAAGCACUACAUCGAUGCUCAAGAAUUCGGCAACAAAUCACGUCUGUUCAACCAUAGCUGUGAACCGAAUUCUAGGGCGGAGGAGUGGACUGUUGCCGGGAACUACCGUGUUGGAAUCGUAGCUGGACGCGACAUACAAGCAGGUGAAGAGAUCACUUUUGACUACGGUAGCGAGUACUACUUCAACGAAUGCAUGUGUUCUGUCUGCUGCAAAGUUAGCAAUUGA